Molecule: messenger RNA, 1455 nt
Organism: Purpureocillium lilacinum
Lineage: Eukaryota; Fungi; Ascomycota; Sordariomycetes; Hypocreales; Ophiocordycipitaceae
Cellular component (GO): extracellular region
Source: RefSeq, a predicted model, not a curated record
AUGCGCACUGCGUUGCUGCUCACGUCUUUGCUGCCCCUCGGGUCUGCGGUGCCCGCUGGCUGGAUGUCCAACUCGCUCGAGGAGGUGAGCGACGACGGCGCAGCUUCCGCUGGGAAUGGCCUCGGCGGGACUCCUCCGGCUGGAGCACAGGGUUCUCAGGGUGCAGGCAAUCUGCAAACCACAGGCCCCCUGGCCGGCAACAGUGUCGAGGAAGGCGCUUCGUCCGGCUCGCAGACGUCGGGCACGGGCACUCAGUCUCCGAGCAAUGGCAGCGAAACCACCCCAGGCGGCUCGGGCGACGGGUCGGACAGCAACUACAUCGAGGUGACCCUCAAGCUGCACAACGACAAGCGAGCCAUGCACGGGGCCGCUCCGCUGGAGUGGGACGACAAGCUCGCCGACAUGGCGCGCGCACACAAGUAUAGAUGUAAGAUGGAGCACGACGCACAGGAGCGGGGAGUGGGCCAGAACCUCUACAUGUCAAGUUACUCCGGUGGUGAGGCCGCACAGACGGAGGGGGCCAUGAAGGCGUGGUACGACGAGGAAGAGCCGCUGUACAACUACGGCGGCGGCGGCUUUUCCAUGGCCACGGGACACUUCACCCAGGUUGUCUGGAAGGCCACCACGAAGGUCGGUUGCGCCAUGUACGGUGGUUGCCCUCGCGGCGGGAAGAUGACUGUGUGCAACUACAGCCCGGCCGGCAAUAUGCCUGGUGAAUUUCAGGCCAACGUGGUGCCCCCCAACUCCGGCACAGAGUCCAACGAGAUUCCCGGCUCGGGGACAGGGACCGGCUCCGGCACCGGGACGAACGGGACUUCCGGCACGGGUACGCAGACCGGCUCCGGCACUGAGACGAACGGGACUUCCGGCACGGGUACGCAGACCGGCUCCGGCACUGAGACGAACGAGACCUCCGGCACCGGGACACAGACCGGCUCCGGCACAGAGUCCAACGAGGUUCCCGGUUCAGACACUCAAUCCGGCGCCGGCACGCAGUCCAACCAGAUCCCCGGCGGUGACACACAGUCACCCGAGGUUCCCGAUGCGUCGGACCCCAGCGCUGGAAACGAGACCCAAGAUGCCGGCACGCAGACUCCCACGCGCCGCCCCUGCAAGAACGCCAGCGCGUCUCACACCGCCGCACCCGAGCAGCCCUUGGCCCCGAAUCCCGCCCCAGAGGGACAGCCCAUCGAGAUGCCCCUCCCCGGAGACGAGCCCGGAGGCAGCGGGUCGUCUGUGCCGCCGCAGCAACUGCCCGAGGGGGCUGGCGGUGAUCUGGGAGGCACGGACCCGAUGGGCUCUGCGCCGCCUAUGGAGGCUCCUCAAGGGGGUCCUCAGGGACAGCCGGGCCCCAUGGGACCCGCGGGCUCUGGUGACUCUAUGCCUCCUCCUGGGGGAUUCAUGGGGCCCGGGCAACUUGGGGCCGCUCAGGGGCAGCAGGCCGGCGCGUACUGA